This is a messenger RNA of Schistosoma intercalatum, 885 nucleotides long. NCBI's taxonomy places the organism in Eukaryota, Metazoa, Platyhelminthes, Trematoda, Strigeidida, Schistosomatidae. The record is from the annotation of a GenBank genome assembly.
AUGAAUCAUACAAGGGCUUUACACUUUGUUAUCAAAGUGGCCAAUCGUAAUGAAACAAUUGAUUUUUACAAACGGAUUCUUGGAAUGAAGGUGUUACGACAUGAAGAAUUUACUGAAGGUUGUAAAGCUUCAUGUAACGGACCAUAUGAUGGGAAGUGGAGCAAAACCAUGAUAGGUUAUGGACCUGAGGAUAAUCAUUUUGUUGUUGAAUUGACUUAUAAUUAUGGGAUUGGUGCUUAUCAACUUGGUAAUGAUUUCCAGUAUAUUCUUAUUCAUAAUAAGGAUGCAUAUUCAAGAAUUAUCGGUGGAUCAUGGCCUAUCACAUUGAAAGAGUCGAAUUCAGUAAAAGUGGAAGCUCCUGGUGGAUAUGCAUUUUGGGUGCAUAACAGUGAUAGUAACGGGGAUCCAGUCCAAAUGGUGGCUUUAUCUACUUCAAAUCUCAAACGAUCCAUUGAUUAUUGGUCUCAUAAACUUAGUAUGACACUUGUGUCAUCUAGCUCAGAUGAAGCGGUGCUUUGUUAUUCACCAAAUCAGUGUAGUUUAAAACUAAUUUCCAUUCAAAAGCCCAUUGAUCAUGCCAGCGCAUUCGGUCGUAUAGCUUUUGCAUGCCCAACUAGUCAAUUACCAAUCUUACAACAAACAAUGGAUUCACAAAAUGAAACGAUUCUUACUCGUCUAGUCAGCUUGGAUACGCCAGGAAAAGCUACUGUACAAGUGAUUAUUUUAGCUGAUCCAGACGGUCAUGAAAUCUGUUUUGUUGGAGAUGAAGCUUUUAGACAGUUGUCAAAAGUGGAUUCACAAGCGGAUAAUCUACUACAAUCAGCUAUAGCCUCAGAUAAAAGUGAUGAAUGGUUCAAUAAACAUGGAGGCAAGACAACGAAAUAA